Molecule: messenger RNA, 246 nt
Organism: Dentiscutata erythropus
Lineage: Eukaryota; Fungi; Glomeromycota; Glomeromycetes; Diversisporales; Gigasporaceae
Source: the annotation of a GenBank genome assembly
AUGGCUUCUUCUAGUAAAAGUGCAGAAAAUCUGAACAAACAUGAAAAAAGAUGCACCCGUUGUGGAAAACUCAGAGUCAUUGAAGACUUUAUUCGGCAGGUCGGAGAUCGUUUAAAUGAAAAUGCCACAUCUGAUGUUGAUGAUAAUAUUUCAGAAGAAAGAAUUCCCGGUGAUAAUAGAACAUUAUAUGAUUUAUCACAGCUAGAAGAUAUAAUUGCAAAUAAUUUUAUGGAUAUUGAUGAAUAA